Messenger RNA from Cladophialophora psammophila CBS 110553, 1002 nucleotides. RefSeq lists its product as uncharacterized. Bases 1 to 1002 code for a protein of 333 amino acids. The record is from RefSeq and is a predicted model, not a curated record. NCBI's taxonomy places the organism in Eukaryota, Fungi, Ascomycota, Eurotiomycetes, Chaetothyriales, Herpotrichiellaceae. The transcript has 3 exons.
AUGUCCAAACUCAUCGUCGUGGUUGGCGCCACGGGCACACAAGGCGGGUCAGUCGUCGACACAUUCCUCGCCGAGCCACGCUGGAAAGUCCGGGCCCUCACACGCAACGCAAACAGCGCCUCUGCGGAGAAACUCAGAGCCAAGGGCGUGCACGAGGUAGUGACGGCGUCGCUAGACGACAUCUCCUCCCUCGUCCGGGCAUUCAAGGGCGCGCACGCCAUCUUCUCGGUGACAGAUUUCUGGGGCCCGUAUUACGACCCUGCGACGACGCCAAAGGCAACCGCCGCCGGCCAGCCAAAGAAUGUAUGGGCGGGCCAGAACGAGGAGCGGCAGGGCAAGAACGUCUUCGACGCGGCUGCGCAGACGGAAGGCCUUGAACGCUUGAUAUUCUCCGGCCUGUCCAACGCCACAAAGUGGUCGGGCGGAAAAUAUACCCACGUGUACCACUUUGACAGCAAGGCCCGCGCAGCCGAAUACGGACAGGCCACGUACCCCGACCUGUGGAAGAAGACGAACAUCAUCCAAGUCGGCUUCUACCUGUCCAACAUCCUCACGUUUCCGUUCAUGCGGCCGCAAAAGGGCGCCGACGGGGUGUACAACUUCUCAUUCAGCGGGGCGACGGACACCAAGUUGCCACUGACCGCGGCGGAAGAAGACACAGGCGCAUUCACGCGCGCCCUCGUCGUCUCGCCCUCGGCGGGCAAAAACCUCAUCGCAUACCGCGCGUGGAUGCCGAUGGACGAGUUUGUCGCCAUCGUCUCCCAAACGCUGGGCGUCAAGGCGGGAAUCAAGGCCAUGUCACCCGGUGGUGGCGCGUGGGGUGACAUCCCCGAAGACCUGCGCGAAGAGUUGACGGACAACGCCAGCUAUUUCGCAGACUUUGGAUACGAAGGCCGCGACGACCCGUCGCCAGUGCAUCCCAAGGAUCUUGACGUUCAGGUGAGGCUGCCUUCUGUGGAGGAAUGGAUCAAGAAGCAGGAUUGGAGCGCCAUCUUCAAUUGA